AACUACUAUUUAAGUCAAUAAAUUUUCUUUUCGCUUAGCUUGAGAAACACCAGCAAGCCGCCCUAGCACCGUCGGUAACGCCGGAAACAACCGGCCUCCGCAGAACUGGCGCCGCCUCUCUGUCUGUCGCCGGCAUUCCGCCUGGCUCAUGUACUACGGCGCAACUAAAUCACAACAUGGCGCAACGAAAUGAAGCAAUUGGAAGGAAAAGGCGAGAGAAGAGAUUGGAGGGAUUUUCCCAAGAAGCAACAUGCUCUGAUGCGGGGGCUGCAGGCGUCGAAGGUGUCAAGGACGAUAACGCCGUUGUUGAUAUCGGGUUUUGAAGGACUGUGCUAUGGCACUUUUGCUUGAAUCUAUCGCGGUUCGUCCAGAAUGGCCAUGAAGAUAGUCAAGCUGUUAGGCUUAGAAGCUUGUUGAUUUGCAGUGAUGGGUUCUGUCCCUUUCAAAGUUCGUCAAGAGAGCUCAUGCCAAUGGGGUGAAAGUACUUGCUCUGAUCGAUCAUGAUACAAUGGCUGGCAUCCCUGAGGCCAUGGAAGCAGCUUGUAGAUUUGGCAUCAAGGUAAUGCUGUGUUGAGAUUAGCACAAUAUUUUUCUGAAGAGGGGGUUUCUGAAUUGAAAAAACUAGAUCACAUCAUUACAUAUAAUUAUGGGUGCUGGCCAACAAGAUUGAUGAAGUGGAGAAAUUUUUGGCUAACAUUAGGGAUGGCGAUCUCCUUUGUGCAUAAACCUUGCCUCAAAGUUGAAUGAUCUCAAAUUGCUGCUCAAGCAGGAGAAUGUAGCCAGUAUUGUAGGCAAGGGAGUUGCCCCUGAGAGACUACACAUGGCUCAUGCAAUGGUUGAAGCUGUCCAUGUUGAGAAUUGUUCAGUUCCUUGCUCAUUUAUGGGAAGUGAGCCACUUUCAGAGGAAGCAGUGGGAUUUAUCCGUGAUACAGGGUUUGUUAGUGCUGGUUCGCCCCUGAGCAUUGAAGAAUCCCAUUGCCAUCAUCGGGAGGUUAAGAGAUGCAGACAUUCAUGGUCUGGAAGUUUGGAAGUGAUGGAAAUCUGGCAGCACUCAGUGACCUUGCAGAUGCCUAUGGUCUUAUUAAGCUUGGAGGAUCAGAUUGUCAUGGUAGAGGUAUGCAUGAUGAAUCUGGUAGGAAGCAUGAAUCUUCCUGUGUUAGUCAUGCAUGGCUUCCUAAAUAUAGCCCAACCAAUCUGGCACAGUGCAUUUCAGGACAUUACAAACAAUUUUGUCAAUGAAACCUCUUAUGCAGAAUUGCAGCAGAUCUUAAAACUUUAUAAUACCCAGUGCUGUAAGGGGGUUUCCAGCUGCAGAAAGGACAUGAUUGAAUUAUGUGAAUCUUCUUGGUUGACAGAUGAAAAAUGGCAAAAUGAUGAGCUUGAGGCCAGCAGAUUGAAGCUUUCCAAUGUUUCUAUUUGCUAGGGAAAAAAGGAGUCAAGUCCUUUUGAGUCAGUGGGCCUCUUAUACAUUGUUUUAUUGUCCUAUUUCAUUGCAUUCCCUUAUGGUUUUCUGAUUUGAUCAUGCUUUUGGCGUUUCUUCUGUUGAUGUGGGACAUUUGUUGUCUGUCAGUACAUUCUUUUAAUCUAAAAAAGCUGUUGGGCUUAGAGAGCUGAGUGCUGAUUCAUCUCUUCAGCCAGGUUUUGUCCUCUCCUUACACCUA
Messenger RNA from Malania oleifera, 1661 nucleotides. RefSeq lists its product as uncharacterized. The record is from RefSeq and is a predicted model, not a curated record. The transcript has 2 exons. NCBI's taxonomy places the organism in Eukaryota, Viridiplantae, Streptophyta, Magnoliopsida, Santalales, Ximeniaceae. The coding region runs from base 821 to 1423 and encodes 200 amino acids.